Gadus macrocephalus (Pacific cod) is the source of this 5447-nucleotide messenger RNA. RefSeq names its product BAI1 associated protein 3 (gene baiap3). The record is from RefSeq and is a predicted model, not a curated record. NCBI's taxonomy places the organism in Eukaryota, Metazoa, Chordata, Actinopteri, Gadiformes, Gadidae. The transcript has 34 exons. The coding region runs from base 430 to 3957 and encodes 1175 amino acids.
UUUUCACAACUGCUAUGACCUGAUUACAACACAGCACGAGCGAACAGGGGUGGCAUAAAGUAGCCAAACUAAGGUGGAUCCGGCGCUUUUAGUAGAGCGGUUUUCUUUCUGACAUCCCUCAGCAACAGCUCGAGGGCAGUCAAAGUGUAGCUGCACUUCCGAUGCCCAUAUUUGGCAAGCCUCAGCGAAGCGUGAGUGCAGGAAAGCAUCUUGGAGGAAAAUAUGAUAGCUCUUCUCUGUCGUGUAACAAAAGGAAAAGAGCCAAACGUCUUUUUUUCUCCCAGAAGUUGAAAGUGUAUUUGUGUUGACAAACCACAGAAGUCCUAUUUGCGUUGAUCCGCAGGAACUCCCACCGCAGGAGAGACACGCAGGAAAAUAAACAAUUCCACAUCACAAACUGCCAAGAGCCACAGACCCUGUGAGAUCACCAUGACAGCCUUGCUGGACCUGAAGAGCAGUGUGCUGAGACAGGUGCAGAGGAGCCAAUCACUGAGGAGCAGGAGGGAAACGCCAUCGACCCCCAGCAGUCCCCUCACACACUGCCCUGGCCCACUGCCCACCAGGGUCUCCGAGGAGAGCAUGGAGUUCUUUGAGCGCACGAGCAGCAUCCUCCAGAAGCAGGAAAGCAUGCUCUGGACAGCCCAGGCGGAGAGUCAGCGGGGCGCCAGUGUGGUGGCCCCGCCCCUGGAGCACGUGGACCAGGCCUUCAUCAGCGACCGCACCAGCAGGAGAGAGCUGGACCUGCUGUAUGAAGAGGCUGUGUACACGGUGGUGAACAGAGUGGGGGUGCCCUCUCCGGAAUACAUUUCAAGUGAAGAAGAGAUGUUCACCUAUCUGAGAAAGGUCUUUGAUAUUGGUGAGGAGGAGCACGACAUCAUUCUCCAGAAGGUCCACGAGUCCAAGCGAGCUUCUUUCUCUCUGAGGGUGUCUGUCAUUAAAGCCAAGAAUCUCAUGGCCAAAGAUGCAAACGGCUACAGCGACCCCUAUUGCAUGCUGGGACUUCUGCUGGGCCAGAGCCCUAGGGAGCCUGAGGAGAAGAAGGAGAGGAAGUUCAGCUUCAGGAAGAGGAAGGAGAAGCUGGAGAAGCGAGCCAGCACCAAGGAGGUGCUGGCGGCCACGUGCAUCCAGGUGACCGAGGUCAAACCCGAGACCCUCAACCCGGUCUGGGACGCACACUUCGUCUUUGACAUCGAUGACGUCCACAACGAUCUGCUGCAUCUCGAUAUAUGGGACCACGACGAUGACGUCUCCGUGGCUGAAGCCUGCAAAAAGCUCAACGAAGUCAGCGGACUCCGAGGGAUGGGCAGGUAUUUCAAACAAAUCGCCAAAUCGGUGCGCGCCAACGGAUCGGCGUCGUCGGGCUCCGAGGAGAACGCCGACGACUUCCUGGGGUGUAUCAACAUGCCCCUGAACGAAUUACCGGUGAACGGCUUUGACAAGUGGUUCAAGCUCGAGCCCCGAUCGAGUGCGUCUAAGGUUCAAGGAGAGUGCCACCUCAUCAUGAAGCUCUUCACCAAUCAGAGGGACACAACCUUGACAAAGAGGGAGACCAACGUGGCCAUUCACAAGAAGUUACUGACCCAGAUUCUGGAGUAUGAGCAUGCCAAUGUAAAGAGAGAGCCCUAUAACUGGAACGGACUGGUGAGCCCCCCCGCCUGGACCCUGCUCACACACCACGCUGUGCAGACCGACCUCUCCCCUCUGCAGCAGGCCAUUAUCCGCUGGCAGUGCUACAGCAGCCACCACCGCGGCCAGAGGCUCUGCUACUCCCUGCUGCUGCGCCUCCUGCGGGCCAUCGACGCCGACUGGGACCCCCCCGCUGUGCGAGGGGACCUGGAGCGUCAGCUGUCAGACAGCUUCAGGCUGUACACGGAGCACUGUCUGUGUCUGAUGAAGAACAUGCGGCAGGUGUUCCCCUGCACCAGCCCGGCAGCCAUCACACGCUUCGAGCUCAUGCUCAGGGGCGUUGGCUACAUGCAGAGCAUGCAGGCAUUUAAGACUGUAUGCCCGCUUCGAAAUGAACUGCACAUGGACAUCACCACCGUUGUUAAGAAAGGAACAGCGGAGUGGUACGAAAAUAUUAUCUCACAAUACAAACCAGAAGAAGGGUCUCUGGAGGAGCAGCUGAAGAGGCUGGUCCAUGUGUUGGAUGCGGUGUGUGCGGACGCGCAGAAGGCUCACCACACCUACAACAAGCUCUUCCACAGUGCCGUGAAGGUGGACUUCUUCAGCGUUUCGUACCGGCAGUUGGAGAAACUGGUCGCGGACGACGUGAACAUCGCCAUGGAGCGGGUGUGUGGCACCCUGGAGCAGGAGAACUCCAAGCUGACUCAGAGCAUGGGGGAGACCAUCUUCGAGCUCUUCAUCUCCCUCAAGAUACUCAAGGGCUACCGGGAGUUCCUGCCUCUCAAGGAUGCUAAAAUGCUAGCCCUGACCGGCUUCCAUAACUGGUUCAAGUCCUCCAUCCACAAGUGGCUGCAGAUCGUCCAUGAGCGGUCAAGCGAUAGGAUCCGUCGUGCAGUGGACAUGGACAAGCUGGAGCCCAUUCUGCAGGACAAACACAGCAGCUCGGCGGAGGAGGUGACGGCCUGCUUCAGCCAGGUCCGGGAGAUCUGGUCCCAGCUGGCCUGGCCCGACUCGGCAGGAGCCUUCAUCUUUGUCACCCGCCUGACGGAUAACUUCUGCAGUGAGGCGGUGUGUUACUCUGAGAUGAUCACGCGCAAGAUAGAGAGGAACCAGCAGGGGCGUGACCACAAAAGCCUCACUGUGCAGCUGUGCAUCGCCCUGAACAACAUGGAGCGGGUGCGUCUCUUCCUGGGCCACCUGCCCCGGGACCUGGAGUGGCAGGUGGUGGAGCGGGCCAUGGAGGAGUCGUGCGGGGCGGAGGGCAAGGAGCAGGUGUACAAGGCGCUGAACGGGCAGCUGUACAACAUGGACCUGGACCUGCAGAGGGAGGCCCAGCGGCUCAUCACCCUGCUCACCGACAAGAUGCUCCCGGAGCUACGCCGGUACAUCCAGCACAUCAGCCUGUCCCCGGACUCCAUCAACAACGACGAGGCAGUGGCUCCUCUCAUGAAGUACUUAAACGACACCAUGGUCAUCUUUACCGAGUCACUCGUAAAGGAGAAUCUGACAAGGGUUCUUCAGAGCAUGUGGAGCCUUCUCCUCCAGAUGAUCCUGGACACGGUGGCGGAGAACAGAGGAGUGCAGGAGGAGUUCUACAACCGCUUCCAGUACACCGUGGAGACCCUGCUGCAGUUCUUCCACGCCGAGGGAAAUGGCCUCACAAUAGAGGACAUGAAGAACUCAGACCACAAGGUCCUGGAAGAGGAGCUGAAAAUGAACAAGUGCUCGUCCUCUGAGUUGAUUGAGCAGUACUUCCUGGAGAAGAUCUCCCAGCAGAGGACUCUGAAGCACACGCGCUUCGGCCGAAUCAGUGUCAAGUGUUACUAUGACGCCCCGGAGCAGCGUCUCACAGUGGAGGUCCUCCACGCCGCCGACGUCAUCGCCCUCGACGCCAACGGUCUGAGCGACCCGUUUGUCAUCGUGGAGCUGUGUCCCCACCACCUGUUCCCCCUGGCAAAGAGCCAGCGCACGCAGGUCAAACUGAAGACCCUGCACCCGGUCUUCGACGAACUGUUCCACUUCCAAGUGAGUCCCGAGCAGUACAGACACAGGUUUGCAUGUCUGACCUUCACCGUCAUGGACUACGACUGGCUCUCAACCAACGACUUCGCCGGGGAAGCCUUGGCCCCCCUCAGUGACUUCUGCUGGCCGGGGCGACCCAACGCAUCGGCGACCGGCAAGAGCGUCCAGCCGGUCAUCCUGCACCUCUCCCGCAACAAGCCCAGCGAGAAGCCAAUCAUGAGGAUGCUGGAGGCACGCACUGGAGACAGGGAGGCACAGGAGUUGGUCCGCCGGCUGAAGGAGAUCGAGAAGUCCAUGGACGAGGAGUAAGGGGAAGGGGAGGCGGCGGGUCGUUCCCGUGGCUCUCCUCUGCAGCACGGCUUGCUGCUCCGACCGCAUUUUGUGACCACGUGCUUUUGUACUUUGUUGUAUCACGUAUGCAAUAUAUGACGUUUUUCUUUGUUUUUGUUUCUUAUCAAAAAUCUAUCGUACGUGCAGUCAUGAUUAUGCCAAAAUGACCACCGCGCAAGAAGCAAAAGAAGGGAGGCGCUGAGGUGGUCACCGUUCUCCGGAGAGUGUGGAAGUGUCGCAUCCCGUCACUGUGCGUCUCGGCUUCAAACUAUAUUCGAGAAUCUAAUGACUAGUUGAUACUGAAUGUUGCUAACUACUCUAUUUUCUUUUUGUAAAGAGUUCAUGGUUAUCUCUGUCGUUUGUACAAUCUUUGAUAUAAUAGAUUUAACUAUUUUGUGGCAGUAGCUUACAUGGAACAGUAUUAGUCUCAGUAAGUAUUGAAUCUAUACCUCAUACGCGCUCAUGAGUUGUGAAGACACUGUUACAAAAACACAUUUCUGAAGUUGCACAGGAACUAACUGAUCCAGUAUUGACCCACUCAGACGAUCUUAGUAAACGGAUUCCUAGAGAAUAACGAUAUAACAGGGUGUUUUUGCAGGAGAAACCAGAGGUGUUUUCUUUGCCCUUUGUUAAUCACAAUACUAAAGGAUGGAUUGUCAUUAUUUUGAAAGCUGCUCUAAAAGCUGAAGUGGCUGGAGUGGAAGGCCAUGGAUCUCAUUCAAGAUGACAAGCCUGUGUAGCAGCUUAAAGGGAUAGCAACAAAGACAUUUGUUUGCUGUAGAAGCUUCUUUUGAGAAUGCCAGAGAGCACAUGGGUAAUCGGUUUAUUAUAAUUUUGUCCUUUCACUGGACAUAACAUAAUGGUUUGAUACGAUAAGGCAUGUGAACAUUGGAAAUGCUUACACACCAUUGAAAUGCAGUAUAAACUGAUUAAGGAUUUUACACACACGGCUUCUUGAAAGUAGAUAUUUCCUUAUGUUUACAAGUGAAACAUGAUUACCAUAAUUCAUUAUAAACACAUGAUUACCUGCUAGCUAUUUUGUGGAAAGCACAACAUACAUUUCUCAAGCUCACAAGAAACCAUGGCUUCUCUUGCUUUCCAGACAAAGUAGCAAUGAUUUUUUUUUAUCGAUAGCAGCUUAGCUAGCAUGCUAAAAGUAUAUUAGCUUGCAAAGUUUAACUGUUUCUGAUGUAGCAUAUGCAAGCAAAGAAAAAAUAAAUACGAAAAAUAAAAUAAAUCUUCAAAGAAAGUCAGCAAAACAACAAAACAUCGAUAUCAGGUGUUUUAAUGUAUUUUUGUUUAUUUUCGGUUCUAUUAUAUUGUUGUUUUAAUAAUCACUGUUGUAUUAUAUCAAGACAAAAAUGAUGGUGGGGAAAGGUGCUUCUGUAUCAAUGGUUAAAGAAGUAAAUGAAAUACAGAUGAGAAAUGUUUACAAAAUGACCAAUUAACAAGCACCCCCCCCCCCCCCC